This is a messenger RNA of Cyphellophora attinorum, 552 nucleotides long. RefSeq lists its product as uncharacterized. The transcript is spliced from 2 exons. Gene Ontology annotation, molecular function: antioxidant activity; oxidoreductase activity. The coding region runs from base 1 to 552 and encodes 183 amino acids. NCBI's taxonomy places the organism in Eukaryota, Fungi, Ascomycota, Eurotiomycetes, Chaetothyriales, Cyphellophoraceae. The record is from RefSeq and is a predicted model, not a curated record.
AUGUCGAACCCGUUCAGCACUAUAGAGUCCUUGCAGUCUUCUUCGGAGUUCCUGUUUGUUGUCUUCUACCGUGGCCAUUGGUGUCCAUUCUGCAAUGCUUACCUGAAAGACUUCCAAAACAUCAAGGAAGCCAUCCAAGCCGCCCAUGGAGUAGCCGUAACGAUCACGUCCGAGCAUCCAUCCCACCUGGAAGCAAUGCGAUCUCAAACUGGAUUCACCGGUGAGAUGAUAGCAGAUCCUGAGAACACGAUUGCUGCAGAGUUUAAGAAAAGGCAUCGCUUCACUCCUGCUAUCUCGGACAAGAAGGGCUAUCCGCACGGCAUGGCUCAGCCGGCAGUGUUCGUCAUUCAGAAGAACGGGACAGUUGUGUAUCAGUGGGCUAUUGAGCCUGCUUUGAUGAAUCUGGGCGGCGCCAAGGAUCGUCCCUCCCUUUCGGAGAUCUGGGAGGAUGUUCAGUUGAAGCUGAAUGGACAAUCUCCCAAAAUUCGGAAGUCAUACACAAAGCAGAGUUUCUUUCAAGUUAUCGGAGCAAAAAUCGCAGGUACGACAUAA